Messenger RNA from Vigna radiata var. radiata (mung bean), 1425 nucleotides. Its product is annotated as hydroxyproline O-arabinosyltransferase 1. Lineage: Eukaryota; Viridiplantae; Streptophyta; Magnoliopsida; Fabales; Fabaceae. The transcript is spliced from 8 exons. Gene Ontology annotation, molecular function: glycosyltransferase activity. Bases 185 to 1261 code for a protein of 358 amino acids. The record is from RefSeq and is a predicted model, not a curated record.
GGAGUUUGAUUUCAAUUCAUCUCUCAACAACAACUGGACACAGAACAGAAGAAGUAUGACCAAGCCGCCUCUGUUGUCAAAUCCAACUACUCUCUAUUCUCUAUAAUUCUGAACAAAGAUUCUUCCUUUUGCUUCUUCUUUCUUCAUUUGAAACAAACCCAUCAAAGGGUAAUCAAAUUGGAAAAUGGGGUGUGGCAAUUUGUUCUUCACAAUUCUGAUAACUUUCUCAGUGGCUCUCAUAACCUACAAUAUCAUCAUCUCAGCCAAUGCUCCUCUCAAGCAGGACUUCCCAGGCCCUUCUCGCCCUUCCAUUUCGGUGGAUCCUCUCAUCAAGAUGCCACUCCACAGAUCCUCCUCCCAAAAAAAGAGGCUUUUUCACACUGCAGUCACUGCUUCUGACUCUGUCUACAACACGUGGCAGUGCAGAGUGAUGUACUUUUGGUACAACAAAUUCAAGGAUGGACCCCAAUCUGGGAUGGGAGGCUUCACUCGGAUCCUUCACUCUGGGAAGCCUGACCAGUUCAUGGAUGAGAUCCCCACCUUUGUUGCUCAGCCUUUACCUGCUGGGAUGGAUCAGGGAUACAUUGUGCUUAAUAGACCAUGGGCAUUUGUGCAGUGGCUUGAAAAGGCAGAUAUUAAAGAAGAUUACAUAUUGAUGGCAGAGCCUGAUCAUAUAAUUGUGAAACCUAUACCCAACUUAGCCACAGAUGGGCUUGGAGCUGCAUUCCCUUUCUUCUACAUCGAGCCUAAGAAGUAUGAAACAGUGCUAAGGAAGUACUUCCCUGUGGAAAAGGGACCAAUUACUGAUAUUGAUCCAAUUGGGAAUUCACCAGUUAUUGUUGGGAAGGAAUACCUUAAGAAGAUUGCUCCCACUUGGAUGAACGUUUCCCUGGCAAUGAAAAAGGAUCCUGAAACUGAUAAAGCUUUUGGAUGGGUGCUCGAAAUGUAUGCUUAUGCUGUUGCAUCUGCUCUUCAUGGUGUUCGUAACAUAUUACACAAGGAAUUUAUGAUUCAGCCUCCAUGGGACAAAGAAAUUGGCAAGACAUACAUAAUUCACUAUACAUAUGGUUGCGACUAUAACAUGAAGGGUGAGCUGACGUAUGGAAAGAUCGGAGAGUGGAGAUUUGAUAAAAGAUCGUACGAUAAAGUUGCCCCUCCGAAAAAUCUGACAUUGCCACCCCCCGGUGUUCCAGAAAGUGUGGUGACUCUCGUAAAGAUGGUGAACGAAGCUACGUCAAGUAUUCCAAAUUGGUGGUCGUAGGGGCUAUAGAUGUUGGAGAAUGCAAUGUAAACGCCACUGCUUAUGUAUUUAUUUAAUUCUUCGAACAUAGUUGUGGCUGUGCUUCAAGCCUGGGGAAUUGUAAUGCGUGCUUUCACAAAAUGAUUGCCUUCAGCUGCUGCUAUACUAUUUGUUUUCCACGAAAA